Molecule: messenger RNA, 1188 nt
Organism: Aspergillus wentii DTO 134E9
Lineage: Eukaryota; Fungi; Ascomycota; Eurotiomycetes; Eurotiales; Aspergillaceae
Product: isopenicillin N synthase family dioxygenase
Exons: 5
Molecular function (GO): dioxygenase activity
Source: RefSeq, a predicted model, not a curated record
AUAUGGCAGACACAUUCUCAUCCAUCCCGAUCAUUGACUUUCAGCGUUUGCAGAAUGCAGAUACAAAAGAAGAAACUCUAGCACAACUGCGAGAGGCGAUAUUUCUCGUUGGUUUUCUGUAUUUGACGAAUCAUGGACUUGAGGCAUUGACCAAUAAAACACACGAUAAACUGCCUGAACUAUUUGCAUUGCCAGCUGAAGUCAAGGAAAGAUGCAACAUGAUCAAUUCACCGUCCUUUCUGGGCUAUACUCGUCUCGGGGCAGAGACGACAGCAUCCAAGACGGACAUGCGAGAGCAAUUCGACUUUGGAACGCCCAACAUGAAAACGUGGACUGAGAACGAGCCCAUCUGGGAGCGACUCGAGGGAAACAGCCAGUAUCCUGAAUAUCCCGGCGCAAAGGAACUCAUCGAAGAAUACAUUUCUGAAUCAGCAAAACUGUCAAAAGUAUUCAUGCGAUCUGUUGCAGAGUGUCUGUCUCUUCCAGCUACGACAUUUGAAGACUUUAAAGGCGCUAUGGAUCGGCUCAAGUUUGUCAAGUAUCCGCAGUCUCCUGAGGGGUCGCAGGGUGUUGGGCCUCACAAGGAUUCAACCGGACUGUUUACCUUUCUAUCUCAAGAUAAUACCGGUGGACUGCAGAUUCUAAAUAAAAAAGGGGACUGGAUUGAUGCACCGCCCAUCGAGGGCAGUCUGGUGGUGAAUAUCCAGCAGGGAUUUGAAGCCAUCACGGGGGGGAUUUGUACAGCCACCACGCAUCGUGUUAUUGCACCCACCACCAAAACAAGAUACAGCAUUCCCUUCUUCCUCGGAGUGAGGAUGGACUUGACACUCGAUCAAUUGAAAGAGUCAGCAGCGCAUAUUGUCCGCACGAUUCCGGCAUCGGAUGACAGGAAGAAGAGAGCGGUCGAUGUGCCCAGCGAGUUUCUGUCUCCUCUGUAUUCAUGCUUUGGCGAGGCGUAUUUGAGAAAUCGGAUUCUGAGCCAUCCGGAUGUUGGGCAGAGGUGGUAUCCAAAAUUAUAUACCAAGUAUUCGCAGCAGGUGUUGAGAUGAGCUUGUGUCUUUGUUGAUAUAGGGUUAAACAUUUGUAUCAAGGGGUGUAGAUAUGACCACCAUGUUGAGUAUAAUUCUAGGAUCAACUGAGUGCAUAUAUAGCCUUCUUCACUAUUUCAACAUAUAUUAAUAGACGCUG